GCCCGGCCCAUAACAAAGCUCGAAGCACAGCUGGAGCCUUUCGCCUUGGGCAGUCUACCCAACAUGCUGUCUUCACUCUCAUCCAGCCUGAACAAUGCCCGGACUACCGUGGCACAGGUGCUCAACUUUGCUUUAGUCCUCUCGACUGCUUUUAUGCUAUGGAAGGGAUUAUCAGUCGCGUCCGCAUCCAGCUCCCCGAUUGUGGUCGUCCUCUCGGGGAGCAUGGAGCCUGCCUUCCAACGAGGUGAUCUUCUGUUCCUGUGGAAUCGCAGCCCUCGAACGGAGGUGGGAGAAAUUGUGGUAUACAAUGUUCGAGGCAAGGACAUCCCUAUCGUCCACCGCGUCGUCCGCACCUUCCCCGAGGUUGAAGGAAAGGCCAAGAAGGUCAAGGAGAUCACAGUCGACUCGACUCCUUCUCAUAUGCUCCUGACUAAGGGUGAUAACAACCUUGCCGAUGAUACUGAACUUUAUGCACACGACCAGGAUCACCUCAAUCGUUCCGAGGAUAUUGUAGGGAGUGUACGAGGGUACAUCCCGAUGGUGGGAUACGUUACAAUUAUGCUAUCGGAGCACCCAUGGUUGAAGACAGUCCUUCUGGGUAUAAUGGGCUUGAUGGUCAUGCUUCAGCGGGAGUAAAUGGUGUUUUGGGUAGAGGCAAAAGGGUUGAAUAGCUAGCAAGAAAAAGCCGGCUUGAUCGAAUUAGCAUAACAUAUAAAUCGAGCAAUGACAAAGACCUUAAAUAUAGAAUUGACAAAAUAUUUCCCG
This is a messenger RNA of Penicillium brasilianum, 765 nucleotides long. The record is from the annotation of a GenBank genome assembly. NCBI's taxonomy places the organism in Eukaryota, Fungi, Ascomycota, Eurotiomycetes, Eurotiales, Aspergillaceae.